CUCUCUCGCACAGCACAGAAGCACGCGCGCACAGAGCCUGAGAGAGUCGUCGGAGAUGGCGGUGCCGGUCGAACCAGUAGAAGAAGAGGCGGUGCCAGCGGAGGUGGCGGGCGCGAUAGCGACCGCGCAGGACGCGGCGGCCGCACUGGUGAUGAUCGGGUUCCAACUGGAGGUGGCCCGGUGGAGGGUGCGUGUGGCACGCAAGACGCUCGUCGAGGCCGCCGAGCUGGUCCGCGAGGACAUCCACGCCACCAAGAUCGUCGUCGCCCACGCGUUCACCGUCGUCCCCACGCUCAAUGGCCGUGACCCGGCGGCCACCCUCGCAGCGUCCGCGAAGCUGGUCGCCAGCGUGUUCUCCGAGAAGCCGGUGCUCCCAGGGGCGAUCGCUGCUGCCAUGGACCUCACCGCCGCCGUGUCCGCCAUCCCGCCGCCGGUCACUGGGCCACUCUGCGACGUGCGGGACCUCCUCAGGGCGGUGUCUGACGAACAUGAUCGCGCCCGCACACUCUUCGCCGACUGCAUCUCUUACCUCGGCCUCGGACAGGAGUACGCGACGUGGCAGGAGUUUAGCCACCGCCGGCGCCACGCCCUUACGCGCUCAGUCGUGGUGGACAUGAGGCUGAACGGCGCCAUCGGCAACGCCGUGCAUUCCGUGCGCAUCCACCGCUCCUGCCAGAUCAAGCCACCGCGCCGAGGGAGGGGCAUGAGGGAGGCCUGGGAGCUCAUGGAGAUCCUGUGCAGUGCCGUCGAAGAGGUGGACGCGGUGCUGGAGGCCAUCCCAAAGAUGCGCGACGCCGUCGCCGCCGAAGAGGAGAUCGUGAGCCAGGCGAUCGACGACGCCACUCCGUGAGUGAGGCGCGAUGCCCAGCCCGAUGAUCCCGCGACACCAUCGCGCCUCCAUCAUCCCCGUGUUCCCAUCGAUCUCGCAACCACGACGUACUGCAACCAGGGUAUAAGAAAGUUGCAGCCAUCGUGCCAACCACAACACCAGAACAAAGAUGAACACUCAACACCUUUAAUUCCUUUUUGUUUACCUGGCAUUUUAAUUCCUUUUUGUUUUCAGAGGAAGCUGUCAACCCUUCCUCAUUUGUACAUCCCUUUAUCUGUACCCCAAUCUUAUUUCACUGUAACAUCAACCCAUUUUGUCAAUGAAAUGGAUACAAGGCAGAGCAUCUUCUACCUUCUUACCUC
This is a messenger RNA of Oryza brachyantha (malo sina), 1191 nucleotides long. RefSeq lists its product as uncharacterized. The record is from RefSeq and is a predicted model, not a curated record. The coding region runs from base 56 to 850 and encodes 264 amino acids. The transcript has 2 exons. Lineage: Eukaryota; Viridiplantae; Streptophyta; Magnoliopsida; Poales; Poaceae.